CAAAUUCGCAUCAUAUUCCAGCCACUCAACUCCGUCUGCACUACCCACGUCGCCGGUUGUGACCAUGGCCAACAAGCUACCAUCUAAGGAGAACGCGCUGUUCCGCUCCAUUGUGAAAUGCUACGAGAUCAAGCAGUACAAGAAAGGGCUCAAGGCCGCGGACGCGAUCUUGAAGAAGUUCCCGGACCACGGGGAAACCCUCGCCAUGAAGGGAUUAACGCUCAAUUGCAUGGGCAAGAAGGAGGAAGCAUAUGAGUUUGUCCGCCAAGGUGUCAAGCAAGACCUCAAGUCGCACGUGUGCUGGCACGUGUACGGUUUGUUGUAUCGAUCCGACCGCAACUACGCUGAAGCCAUCAAGUGCUACCGCCAAGCACUUCGCAUUGACCCGGACAACAUUCAAAUCCUGCGCGACCUGUACCUCCAGCAAGUCCAAAUGCGAGACCUCAAGGGCUACGCCGAGACGCGCCGCCAGUUCCUGUCGCUCAAGCCCACGAACCGCAACAACUGGAUCGGCCUCGCAAUUGCUCACCAACUGAAUGGCACGCACGAGACUGCAAUCGACAUCAUCGACCAGUACAACGAAACGCUUGAUCCGCUGCGUCCAGUAUCCUACGACGACAGCGAAAUGUACUUGUAUCAGAACGAACUGAUUGAAGAAAAGGGCGAUCUGGUCGCUUGCCUCGCCCACCUUGAAACAACCAAGUCGUUCGUGCUGGACACGCUCGUGUGGCGCCAUCGCAAGGCCGACCUCCUUGUCAAACAGGGAGAUUUCGACGACGCGGUGGUCCUGUACCAAGAACUGUUGGCGAUAAACCCUGAUCACUACCAUUACCAUCGAGGCCUCCAAGCCGCGCUGUGCCGCCGCGCCGACUGGCUCGCGCUCUCGUCCGUCCCUUCGGCCACGGAAUCGCUCUCUGCCCAUGAAGUGUCGACGCUACUAGCGAUCUACGAAGGCCAUGCAUCGCCUACCUAUGGACGACUGGCGUUGGAUUUGCUGUCUGGCGCGGCGCUGGAGGGGCCAUUGGACGCGUAUUUGCGUCGAGGGCUGGUCAAAGGCAUUCCGUCUCUUGGGUCCGACAUCAAGGCGUUGUAUGCUGUCCCUGCCAAGCAAGCCCUUUUGUCCAAGUUGGUUGCAACGUACUUGUCGGAGGAGGCCACAACCUCGCCAUCCGAGUGGGUCUGGCGGCUGUAUCUGGCCGCGCAGCACUUCGAUCGCAUCAGGGAUAUUUCCCAGGCACUCGUGUACAUCGAUCGAUGCUUGCAGCACACGCCCACGGUGCUCGAGUUUUACCAGAAAAAGGCGGUGAUCCUCAAACACGCGGGGGAUUAUAACGCAGCCGCCACGGUCGUCGAUCAGGGGCGCCAGCUAGACCUGGCCGAUCGGUACAUCAACAACAAAACCACCAAGUACUUGCUGAGGGCGAACCGCAUCGCCCAAGCCGAAGACACCAUCGCGCUCUUCACUAGACAUGAAGGCGACCCCCAGCAAAACCUGUACGACAUGCAGUGCAUGUGGUACGAACUGGCGGCCGGCGCCGCCCAAUUCCGGCAGCUCCACGCCGGCCCCGCGCUCAAAAAGUUUGUCGCCGUGGAGAAGCAUUUCAAUGACUUUUUGGACGAUCAAUUCGACUUUCACACGUACUGCAUGCGCAAGAUGACUCUGCGUGCGUACGUUCAAAUGCUUCGAAUGUGCGACACGUUGCUGGGCCAUCCAAUCCACGUGCAAGCAACGCACGGGGCAAUUUCGGUGCACAUCCAUCGCUACGACCAGCAACAGACUACUGCCACCACCGCCGACUCGUCGAGUAAACAGAGCGCGGCGGACAAGGCCAAAGCCAAGCGCGCCGCCGCCAAGGCCCGCAAGGCCGAGUUUCAAAAGGCGGAAGAGGCCAAGCAGCUGCAAAAGGAGCAUGACGCCCUCGAAAAGGAGAAGGCGACCAAGAAGAGCAAAAAUCAGUCGCGACCUAAAGACACUCCCGUUGACCCUGACCCCCUCGGCGAACAACUGCUCUCGAAGUCGAGUUUGGACGAAGCGUGGCGCCUUGUUACUAUCUUGCAGCAGCACGCGCCCCACGACGUUGAUACCCAUGUGGCGGCCUUUGACGUGGCUUUCCGGCGACAAAAGUGGCUGCUCUGCCUGCAGGCGUUGCUGGCUGCUCAUGCCACCGACGGGUCGUGGCACCCCAAAACGCUGGUCCGCCUCGUCCGGCUGUACACGGCCGCCACGCCGGCUGCCGUCGGCGUCGUCGCGAGCUUUCUCGAAAACGGCAAGGCGGUGCUGUUCCAAGGGUUGAACGACAUUGCUGCGAUCCUCAAACAUGUGGCGGCGACGCACACGAGCUUGGAGUGGCAGGUGGCGGUCGCCGAAGCCGAGAGCCUCGCGCACGGGUCGUUCAAGGCGGGCACGGUGGCUCUGUGGCUCCAAGACAAGGGUGCGUCGUCGCUGGGUGUGUACGAAACUGCGGUGCGCGUGGUGGAGAAGUACGGCAGCCAGAAGGACCAAGAUGCAUUCAAGCAAACGGCUAAGACGUGGUUUCCGUAUGCGACACUGUUUGGAAACAAAUACGAUACGAAGUAGACGACAGAACGUUAUUUGCAUAAGAUGGCCGCGAGGUAGAAGUAGUGUUGGUCAGUGAUCAACGCAACCGCGCUAAUAGAGAGACACUUGUGGUUCUAAUCAUGC
Messenger RNA from Aphanomyces astaci, 2683 nucleotides. RefSeq lists its product as hypothetical. The coding region runs from base 65 to 2578 and encodes 837 amino acids. The record is from RefSeq and is a predicted model, not a curated record. Gene Ontology annotation, cellular component: cytoplasm. The transcript has 9 exons. Gene Ontology annotation, molecular function: protein-N-terminal amino-acid acetyltransferase activity; protein binding. NCBI's taxonomy places the organism in Eukaryota, Oomycota, Saprolegniomycetes, Saprolegniales, Verrucalvaceae. Gene Ontology annotation, biological process: N-terminal peptidyl-methionine acetylation.